Solanum verrucosum is the source of this 1020-nucleotide messenger RNA. Its product is annotated as agamous-like MADS-box protein MADS1. The record is from RefSeq and is a predicted model, not a curated record. Gene Ontology annotation, molecular function: protein dimerization activity; RNA polymerase II cis-regulatory region sequence-specific DNA binding; DNA-binding transcription factor activity, RNA polymerase II-specific. The coding region runs from base 1 to 1020 and encodes 339 amino acids. Lineage: Eukaryota; Viridiplantae; Streptophyta; Magnoliopsida; Solanales; Solanaceae. The transcript has 3 exons. Gene Ontology annotation, biological process: positive regulation of transcription by RNA polymerase II.
AUGGGAAGAUCAAAAAUCAAAGUGGAAUUUUUUCAAGAUCACAAGAAGAGGAAGUCAACUUUCGUGAAUCGGAAAGCUGGCUUAGUCAAGAAAAUCUCGGAACUCUCAAUACUUUGUGACAUCAAAGCAUGCAUGAUCAUAUAUGAAGGAAAUAAUCAUCAAAUGUGGCCGAAUGAUUCAAAUGAAGUUAAAGAGCUGAUAAAUCUCUACAAAACCCAACCAUUCGAAGGCCGAAGUAAAAGGGGUAAGACCUUGUCCAACUAUUUUGAAGAUGAUCAAAAGAAAAGGGCUGAGGUCAAAGUAGAAAAGGAUCUAGAAAAGGAUCCCACCACUUGGGAUUCAAGAUUUGACUAUUUCGAAAAUGAUGAAAAGAAAAAGGCUGAGAUCAAAGUAGAAAAGUAUCCCACUUGGAAUUCAAGAUUUGACUAUUUAUCCCAAAAAGAAUUGCAAAAUCUUGCUGAAGUUGUUGAGAAAAGGAUGGAAAAGGCAAAAGGAAAAAUCGAAUUGUUGAAGAGCAUGAAUGUUCAUAUUGGAAGUUCCUCACUUUCUCAUCAACAAAUAUGGGACUUCCCUGAGCUCAUGAACAACAACAACUUGAUGAACCAUACUACUGUGUUGCCUAUUUCUAAUGUGAAUUCUUUCACCGAUCACAACAACUUCUUCCAAUCAAAUAUUCCAAUUAGUGGUGUGAAUUCAAUGGGAGCAGGGAUGGAUAAUGGGCUUCUUACUAUCGAGGAUUAUCAAUUUUGCAAUGCUAAUUAUUCUAUGAUGAAUGAUGCUGAAAACUGGUCGGCAAAUGAUGGAAUUGGUUCAAGUUCGACAAUGCAGCCUAUGGCAAAUAAUGGAAUUGUUGGUUCAAGUUCGACAAUGCAGCCUAUGGGGAAUAAUGGGAUUGAUUCAACUUCGACAAUGCAACUUAUGGAGAAUGGAAUUGGUUCAAGUUCGACAGUGCAGCCUAUAGAUCAGUACCCUUUCAUAUACACCAACUCUACUCAUGAUAUGUCUUAUGGAUUCGUGUAG